GCAGUCCAGAGCGGACCUCAACUUCGUAGACUUGCCACAAUUCCCACAGGAUGUACCCACGGCGCCACUCCUCCGAAUAAGUCUAAAAAGUAUGAAGUCGACGUCGACGGCGAACGACUGCUCAUAGACGCUGAAGAUCUGUUCAGAGUCGGCAGAAGUGUGUUUGACCUGCCUGUUGAGGAGAAGGUCAAGUACGAUCUGAAGGACCAAGGAAGCUAUUUUGGCUAUAAAGGAUAUGGCCAAGGUGUCAUCGAUGCCGCAGGAACAAAGGAUCGAAACGAAUUCUACAAUGUAGGAUAUUUCAGAAUGNUCUCGAAAGACGACAUCCUAGGACUCGCGGAACCACUGCCUGCUCCCGAACUGCUUAAUCCACACCGCGACUUGUUAAAGUCUUUCAUGCAACAAUCUCACGCACUCGUGGACCUACUGUUGGGUCUGCUGAACCAUCAAUUGAAUCUCCCACACGACAAGCUGGCAUCUCUGCAUAGAAUGGACUCAGUUUCCGGUGAUCAGGUUCGCUGGGUCCACGCGCCAUCCCAACCGAUGGACGACCGGAGAACUGCACUGGGGCAGCAUACCGACUUUGGGAGCGUCACGGUCUUGUUCAAUCGGCUGGGAGGACUCCAGGUAUUGCCGCCAAACACAGACGAAUGGUGUUAUGUGAAGCCACUAAGAGGACAUGCGGUCAUCAACCUAGGCGAUGCAAUGGUGAAGCUCACCGCCGGAAUUUUGCGCUCAAACAUCCAUCGUGUUGUCAACCCUCCGGGCCAGCAAGCCAAUCAUGCACGAAUGAGCUUGGUAUACUUUGCCAGGCCAGCGGACGACGUUGUCCUGAAAGCGCUGGAUGGAAGCACCCUCAUUGACCAGAAAAGACAACAGAGUCCAGAUGAUCUUGACGAAGAAGAGAUCACAAGCAAAGAAUGGAUAUUACGCAGAGCAUUGGGCCGAAGACAAGGAGGAGAUUGGACGAAGGCUGGUGGAACAGAGAGUGGACGCGUC
Molecule: messenger RNA, 999 nt
Organism: Aureobasidium vineae
Lineage: Eukaryota; Fungi; Ascomycota; Dothideomycetes; Dothideales; Saccotheciaceae
Source: the annotation of a GenBank genome assembly